CGUGUAGCAGCAAGCACCUACAAUACAAAUUCGUCUUCAAUUAAUGAAACGUUCGCGGUUCUCUUACACACCCACAAAAUGCUUACUUAGACGGUUAAACCAACAGAGAUGCCAAACGGCUUGUUUUUCUCCCGUCUCUCUCUUGCUCGUACUUCUGGUUUGAAUUUUGACAUUUUCCAACUAGCUGAGGUCGGAGAAUCUGUUCUUCGUCAAUUCUCCGGCGUCCGGAAUCUGUUUUGGAUGUGUUGAUUGUGUCAAAUGUAGACUCUGCUUUAGCUGCUACUCUGAAAUUCUGGAAUCAAGUUUAAGAUGUCAUUUGUUCACUCUUGUGCUAAAACAUGUUUCUGGGUGUCAGGACUGGGACUUGGGAGUGUAGGGAUGCUUGAAGGCUGAAAUGGUAAACAGUAAAGUGGUUAAGACAUAUGUACGAAAGCGGACAUUAUCAAGAACUGUACCUACUCAUGGAAUUCAAUGCUCAAGUUCAACCUCUAAUUUCCAAAAUGAUAAUUUCUCAGGAGGAAUAAAUCAGCAUGUUGAAUCAAGUAAAAAGCAUUUGCCUGAAAAUGAGAAAGGAGAUGCAGAGCUUUGUACCAAAUCUUCUGAUGAUGGUGGCAACCUGCUGCACUGUGGUAUCUGCCUUCGGCAUUAUCAUCUUCAAUGCAAUGAACCCCCAACUGAGCAUAUUGCUCAUAAGAAAUGGCUAUGCUCUGCUUGUGCUAAACAAGAAAACUCUGGAAAGAUUCUGCAGCAUGAGGUCCUGGUGUCAGGUAAAAAAAGAGAAAGGAAGUGUAUCAAAGGAUCUGGAGAAAGACCAAUCAUCCUUCAUUCUCAUAAAGUUCUUCCAAAAAGGAACGCUGGUGAGGAUGCCUCUGUGAAGAAAACAAGUGGAUCCCUUCUGAAAGAUACAUCCGCCGGAAGUACUUUUAAUUACAUUGAUAAGAGUUCAUGUUCAAGCAUGUUUUCUGGAUCUGUUCACAAGACUGCAUAUACCAAAGUAAGUUCAGAUACGAAUGUGGUAGAUAUGGAAACAGAAAUCAAAAUAACUUCUGUAUGUGUAGAUUCAAUGCUUGAAAAGAAUUGCAGCCUUGGGUGUCCAAGUGUCUCCAUGCUGAAGGUAGUUGAUUUAGAGAGCAAAAAUUUCUGUUCUAACAAUAAGCCUCUACUGUGUAAUGGUGAACUUCAUAAAGAGAAAUAUAGUUCCCCACUAAUUACUUUCAGUCGAAGAGCCAAAAAGAAAGGGGCUGUUAAUAGCAUUGAUGCACCAAUGCAGUCUAUGAUUGAAGGGAAAACAUUUUCAGAGAACAGAUGGUGCAACUCCACAUUAGAUAUAAGCUGUUAUUAUGAAGGAUCCUCACAAAAAUGUGGCUUAGUAGAUUGGCAGAAAGCUUUAAUACCAUCAAGAGAAAGUCCAAAAAUUAGUCAUUUGACUCCUUCAAGAGGAGAUGAGGGUGUGAGUUCCACCAUGCACCCCAAAAUUCCUUCAGACACCCAAGAAGAUCAACCUAUAAAAUGUACAAAAACAUCCUCGAAGGAAACAGUUGUCAUGGUAAGGAAAAGAAAACAGUUCGAUCUACCCAAGAUUACUAAUACUGGAGACAAAACUCAAAUCAUUUUAAAUGAUGGUGUGAAUGGAACUGUGAAGCCUGUUGUUGGUCUUUUAGGAGAUCGAGACACCAUGGGCCAAAUGGAUCCACCUGUAUCACUUCCUGGUUCACAUGAUAUGAUAGGACCAAGCUGCUGCAAAACUAAUGAAUCUGCAUCUGGAAGUUCUCUUGAAUUUCCAAAUUGCUCAAAUAAUGCCAUUUAUUUACACAAAAAGGUUACUCAUAAAGGCAAAUGUUUGAAGUUUUUGGAACUUGUUGAUAAGACAGUGGAGAAGAGGCAAUCUUCAAAUCAAACGCUGGUGGGUAAAUGCACAUGCAUUAAUAGGGAUGAAAGUGGCAGUAGCUACAAGGGUUAUCGAACAACUUCCACUUUGCUGCCAAUCGAUAUUUCUUCACAGGAUCACUAUCAGCAGGCAGAUAUUGAUAGCUUUCCAGAAGACAAUAUCAAUGAGAUGACUCCAGUAGUCUGCAUUCCACCAGAACCAACCGAUUGUGCAGAUUUUAAAGGGAAAAUUUUUCCUACUCAGUCAGGGAAAGAUGAUAAUCAGUGCAAACAAAUAUUAACAAAAUCUUUCCUAUGCCAUCCCCAUUUUCUUGGUUUAUCUCUGCAAUCAGAGCCUGCAACUGCAGUUGAUGUCUCAGAGGGUUGCUCCUCUGUAUCUUCAUUUCCAAAUUUCAUUCUUAAACAAAGAGGAUCUAUUCAGAAUUUGCUGCCCCAACCUGGUUCGGACCAGUCAAGGCACAAGUUGAUGCUCGACAGUUCUGUAGCAAGAGGAAGAGCAUUAAAGGGAAGCAUGGCUUGUUCAUCAGAUAAGCUCCAGGGAUACAAAACUGCAUGGUCAGAAGAGGAAUUAGAUUUUCUUUGGAUAGGAGUAAGGAGACAUGGAAGGGACAAUUGGGAAGCCAUGUUACGUGACUCAGGGCUGCAUUUCUCAACAUGGAGGGUGGCAAAGAACCUGGAAGAGAAGUGGGAUGAGGAACAAUCUAAGCUUUUGAAUGGUGCACUUUUUCAACCACUGAGGUUGGCAAGUCAACAAGUCACUCCAGGCACUGACAGUGGCUUAUGGACGAAGGAGACACUAGAGGGUAACGGUCAUGGGAACUUUUACACCAAUAGUCAUAGAAUUGAAAUACCUGAUGUUCUUUUAGAUGAAACUCAACUUUCUCUUGGAGAUGUGUAUUCCCAAAGAGAUCGAAAUAUCCCAAAGAGAAUUCUAUCCAAUUUCCCGAUCUCAACUCCUAGUCACCAAUCACUGGCAGAACAUAACUGUCUAGACAGAGUUUCUAGUGUAAGGAGUAGCUCAAGAAAUUUUCUUCCAAAAAUUGGAACUAAGCAAGUCAAGAAACAUUCUCAGUGCCAAAGGAAUCAGUCAUCUUCAGACAGAAAAUGUGCAACAUAUGGUAGUGAUCAGUUUCCCAUCCUUCAGCAGAAACCUAUUGAUAGAACAGCAAAUUAUGGGCUGCAAAAUGCAGAGUUGCUUGAUCAUGGGGAAGAAAGCAAAGGAACUUCAAAUUAUUCCCCAUCUUCAGAUUUUCCACCAUCUGGUUUUCCCCCAAAAGUCAGUUUACCUCAUUGGCUCAAAGAAGCUGUAAAUAUUCCUCCAAGGCCAAUAGAGUCACCACUAACUUCAGCUAUUCCACCCACCAAGCAGUUGUCAAGUUUUCUUUACAAUGACCAACAACAGGCUGUCCUUCCUUUUUCCAGCCCUGAUGCACUGCCAUUCCAACCAAAAGAUUCUCAAGGGCUAAAGAUGAACAGAAUCAAUAACAAGUUCAUUGGUCUAAGGGAACCUGAAACAUUGCCACCUAUUGCCUGCUCUUUUCUGGGAACUAGAUUCAGUCAUCAUUCUAGCAUGAGUUCAAACUCUCUAAUGUCUGAAUUUGAAAAUCAAAACUUAAAUAUUGGUGCAGAUAAACUGAAUCUUACAUGUUCACACCUAGUUAAAACCAAACCAGAUGACUUGGUCCUCAACGACAAUGAUGCUUCUUCUGAAGAAACCAUAUCGGAUGAUCAAAAUGGUAGGCCACAAUAGGUACUUCUCACAAUCCCAAGUAACAGAUGAUUUUGCAAAUAAACUUGCGAAAUUGUAGUCAAUCAUAGAAGGGUAUUGUUAUUAAUGCAAGUAAGUUCUUUUUGUUUUUUGAUUCUUGUUGGAUAUUUGCAAGUAUCCUUGCUAAUAUCAUAUAAGGGUUUUGCCAAUUCCCUGUACAGUUGCAAAUGUAUAUUGUAAAUGAAAAAUGAGAAGGAUUUCAACUUCUUUUCCAUA
This is a messenger RNA of Nelumbo nucifera (sacred lotus), 3871 nucleotides long. RefSeq lists its product as uncharacterized. Gene Ontology annotation, biological process: negative regulation of transcription by RNA polymerase II. The record is from RefSeq and is a predicted model, not a curated record. Gene Ontology annotation, cellular component: histone deacetylase complex. NCBI's taxonomy places the organism in Eukaryota, Viridiplantae, Streptophyta, Magnoliopsida, Proteales, Nelumbonaceae. Gene Ontology annotation, molecular function: chromatin binding.